Molecule: messenger RNA, 752 nt
Organism: Lycium barbarum (goji berry)
Lineage: Eukaryota; Viridiplantae; Streptophyta; Magnoliopsida; Solanales; Solanaceae
Product: protein PLANT CADMIUM RESISTANCE 2-like
Exons: 4
Coding region: 112-603 (163 amino acids)
Source: RefSeq, a predicted model, not a curated record
UUCUUUCCCAAAAAACUACAUAUCUUUUUGUCUUUCAUUUCAUCAUUUUCUCUCGCCGUUGUCUUUAAAUUUAAGAUUUUUUAUUAAAAAAAAAACUCAAGUUUUCAAGUUAUGAAUCCCUCAGCUCCAGUUUACGGCGAAAAACUGAUGACCGGCAUCCCUGUUCCGGGCCAGUUUCAAGCUAACCAUCCCGGAACUUGGUCCACUGGACUCUGUGACUGUUUCUCCGAUUUCUCAAACUGUUGCAUAACUUGCUGGUGUCCAUGUAUUACAUUUGGACAGAUUUCAGAGAUUGUGGACAAAGGAACUGUUUCUUGUGCGGCAAGUGGAGCUUUGUAUUUCUUAUUAGAAGCAUUAACAGGCUGUGGAUGCAUGUAUUCAUGUUUCUAUCGUACAAAGAUGAGGAAACAAUACAAUUUGCCAGAGAGCCCUUGUGGGGACUGUUUGCUUCAUUUUUGCUGUGAAUGUUGUGCCUUGUGCCAAGAGUAUCGUGAGCUCAAACACCGUGGAUAUGACAUGUCAAUUGGUUGGCAAGCAAAUAUGGAGAGCCAAAACAAAGGGAUCGCAAUGGCUCCAGAAGUUCAAGGAGGGAUGACUCGAUAAAUGGAUUAAACUUUGACCUUCUAGUGUGAUAUCUGUAUUCCUCUCUUGGAUUAAAUUUUGUUUUAUAAAAUAAAAGUGAAAUUUGUUAAUCAGUGGAUUGUUCUUGUCCUUGCAAGAUAUAAUAUUGGUUGUUAAUCUGGUUUAAUGUA